Messenger RNA from Blepharisma stoltei, 549 nucleotides. The record is from the annotation of a GenBank genome assembly. NCBI's taxonomy places the organism in Eukaryota, Ciliophora, Heterotrichea, Heterotrichida, Blepharismidae.
AUGAGCACGCAAUAUUAUACCCUAUAUUUUACAAGGCGCUUGAUUUUUAUUAUUACUCAAGUGUUUUUAAAUGAUUUUCCUCAAAGUCAGCUCACAAUAAAUGCAGUAUCAUCUUUAUGUGUAAGCUUUAUAUAGAUUGCUCUAUUCUUAAUUUUUUAUCGUCCUUUUGAUAACUUUGUUAUUCAGGCAACAAAUUUAAUUACUGAGUUUGGAAUUUUUGCUAUUUUCACGCUACUUACUCCUUAUUUUUUUGAUCUAAGUCCAGCCGUGACUAAUAUUAUGGACAAUAUAAUUAUGCAUUCUGUGAUCUCAGUAAUGCUAGUGCAAGCAGUUGGGCCUCUAAUAAAUUCUAUAAAAGAAGUUUAUUAUGUUGCUAAAAGAAGUAUGAGUAAAGAAAUUUAUCAAGAAAAAAAGAUUGCUAAAAAUGAGAAAAUGGAUGCUAUAAAUACUUGGACAAUACCUUCGGAGCCACCAUGCCAAACAAGUUGCAGAAUAAUCAGCAGUAAAAACGAUAUUAGCAUAGAAAGAAAAUAUGAUUUAUAUCAAUAA